Molecule: messenger RNA, 2952 nt
Organism: Chironomus riparius
Lineage: Eukaryota; Metazoa; Arthropoda; Insecta; Diptera; Chironomidae
Source: the annotation of a GenBank genome assembly
AUGGGACAGAGAAAGAAUCGUGAAUCGAAACCAUCGAUAACUAGUGUAACAUCAAUGUCCUAUCUAGCACAACAGAAUCUCACAUUUCAUCGGUUUUCAGACGGAACAAUAUCAAACGAUGGAAAGAAGAAUCCUCUCAAUAAUCCUGAAUUAUUGCCUGAUACUCAAACACAAUCAAUAUGGACAACAAAUGCUUCACUAGACUAUAAUGCAACAAAUAUUCCACAAAUGAAUGAGAGUGCCACAUCAACAACGAAAAUACUUCCAUCAACAAUUGAUGAGUCAAUUGACAAGAAUGAUGGAGUCAAGCGAUAUUCUGCGUAUUCUAUUGGCAAUAAUUCAACAUAUAGCAGUACUGUAGGUAACAAUACAACACAUAAUGGGUCAACAAUGAAACUUAUUCAAGUUAAAAAAGAUGAAUCUGACAGUUCGAGUAAACAGUCACGAUGCUCAAUCUUUCGAGGAACAAUCUUGUGCCUGUGUAUGAAUCUGACCUACGCUAAUAUUGUACGAUUUCCACGCGAAUUGGAGCGACACGGUGUUGCAUUUUUAGUGCCAUAUUUAAUCAUAAUGUUCAUCAUCGGUGUGCCAAUCGUUUUACUUGAGAUGGCUUUAGGUCAAUUUCUUGGACAAGGAGCUUCUCACAGCUGGAAAUCGUCGCCAUUUUUAAAAGGAGCUUCAAUUAUUGGACGAAUAGGUGCUUGGAUCGGAUGUAUUUGGAUAUCAAUGCACAUGUCACUUUCACUACUUUACAUUGGUCAAAUUGCAUUCUCAGGUGUGCCAUUCCGUCAGUGUCCCUCAACAGUUGAAUUGUCAGGUACACAUUAUGCAGAGCGAGGAAUUUUUGGACAAUUAUGUCUACAAAAAACAUUUCUUCGAUCAAUUCGAGAAUCUUCCUUGAAUUUUGGCCUCCUUGCUAUUGGACUAGUUUUCUUGUGGGUCAUUAUUAUGAUGUGCACACACAGUGGUCGAGUGAAUCGUCGAUCGAUAAUAAUGUUUGGAUUAGGUACAUUGGGACUUUUAUUAUUCCAACUUGGAUGGCAAAUAAAGAACACAAUUGAGGCAGAUAAAUUGGAUCCAGAAUUUUGGCCAAUUAAUUAUAGCAUUCUAGCACAAAGUUCAACAUGGUUUUAUGCUUUAAUUCAAGUCAUUCUAUCAACACAAAUUGGCAUCGGAGCAAUUCCAGUGAUGACAGGAAAAUUUCUGUAUAAAGGCGAUGCAAUUCGAAUGUGUACAGUCUACAUGUGCUUUAAUUUCCUUACUACAAUGCUUGCAACUGCUUAUUACUUGACACCGUAUAAACAAAACAAUAAAAUCGAAGAUAUUCCACCUUAUCCAGAUCUUACAGCAAUUACAUCAGUCUAUGAUCGUACAUUUAAUGAACCACACAGCACAUAUUUAAGAAAAGUCAUUCCUAGUCUUGCUUACUUGAUGAUCAUCUUUAGUGGAAUUAUUUCCAUUUCAAUUGCAAUAUACACAUCAUCGAGACUAUUGAAACGUCAUCCGAACUAUAUUAUGUGCCUUGCUGCAUUAUGUCUUGCAGUUGGAUUCCUUCUAUGUCCAAACUUUAUACCUAGCAGAUAUCUCGACAUGAGAUGGACUGGAUUAGUUAUUGUUUGUGCAUUAGUCUUUGAUAUUAUUUCAAUAACAUGGAUUUAUGGCAUAAAGGACUUAUCAAUAGACCUAGAAUUUUCAAUUGGACGUCCAAUAAUGAAAUUAUGGUUGAUUUUAUGGGCAACAAUUCCUAUACUUCUUAUUGCAAUCGUAACAUGCUUCAUUGUAUUUCCAACAAAAAUUCAAUUGAUAGAACCAAUUGUUGAUUUCAUUCCAAAAUGGGUUCCAAUUGUAAUUUGUCUAAGCAUCAUAUUACUUUUUGCAAUUUAUGAAGUCACAAAACAAGUUGAUUAUAAUACAUUCAGUAUGAUUCAUGAAGCAACAAAAGCAGCAAAAGAUUGGGGUCCUGCAGAUCCACUUGUAAGGCACGCAUGGAAACAAUGGAAAACUGUUUGUGAUGAUACUGGUCAGCGUGACUUUACAUUAAAAAGACGUGGCACAAAAGACUGGACAAGCUCAAUUAAAAAGGGACAAUAUUCACAUGCCAAACGAAAUGCUUCAAAUUGCAUUCCAAACCUCAAUAAUCACAGCAAAUAUGUUGUAAAUAAUAAUAAUAAGACGACACUUCAUACUUCGACAGCAUCAAUGUCAGGUGGAUCAAAUUCUCCAAAUUAUAGUGGAUCAGUCUUUGGCGAUUCAGCUAUUGAAGAGGAUAUAAGUUGUGGAGAAAAAUACUCAUCAAAUGAACGUGAUGGAAAUUCAAGGAAAUCAUCGCAAAGUAAUCGAGUUAAUAGAAAUCAGUCGGAUGCAAGCCAUCAUCGACAUUAUAAUCAUCAUCAAAGAACAAUAGUAAAUAAUGAUGAUGAUCCAAUGAUUGGAAAUUACCAAAAAGUUCCCAUAAGAAUUUCAGCAGUCAGUGACCAUCCACGAAUUAAAAGAAAUUCUUACUUUCAAGCUCAACCAAAUGACGAAAUAAUCAUGUCUGAUGAGAAUCAUUUUAAAUCAUGUAUUGAAAUUGUUCCAUCAGACUUUUCUGAUCUCGCAUUUCCACCACCACCUGCUCAAUUUCAAGCACAAUCUACGUUCAUGAAAAAUCCACUUUGUCAAUUGAGUCACCAUAAUGAAAUCUUUUAUGAACCUGAGGAUGACGUCGACGAAAGUGAUGAAAUCAAUACAUACGAACAACAGCAGCAGCAGCCACAACAACGACAAAAAAAUGGACACUUGAUUAACAAUAUUCACAUUAAUGGCAGCAAUACAUUUAGUGAUGGAAGCAUGAGUACCAAAACAACAAAAACAUUGUCAUCGACAGCAACAAAUAACAUUCCAAAUGACUCAUAUACCAAUAAUUGGAGAAAACUUUCGCGAAAUGGUGAUGAAUUCUCCACAGAAUUGUAA